GAGGAGCUCCACGUUCGAAUGAGCGACGCCCGUAUUGUAAAUGGCGUCCCACUGUGCCACUUCGCCGUUAAUAAUUGUGGGCAGAAAAGUCAAUGGGUACACGGGGAGUUGGCAGCUGUGCAGAGGUCGGUGAAGGCUAAGAAAAACUCACGAUGUUAUCAGUGAUGCAACAGAUGGACGCUUUCAAGAUGAUCUAAUUAAAUAAAAACGCGGUAAUGACGCAUACGGCGAUUGCUCUAUGGCGCUUUGAGAACUCAGCCAUCCCUGAUGUCUCCCUGAUGCGUGGGUGCCCGCGUCUAUACGCGUGCGUCACGUUGUACAUGUCUACACGUUUCGCUGCUCGUAACGAAGAAUAGAACACCACGUACAAAGCAUGAUAAAACCGAGGGGAGAAGAUAAGAUUACUUACUUUUUUAACGUGACGACUGCCUAUGGUGCGUAACAUAAUGCACAGCCAGUGGAGGCUGUGCUAAAUAUGUCUCUGUCAUACUCAUGAGUACUGACGUAAAGAGACGUGGCACGAGGAAGGUUAUGGGAUAACUGAUUUUGUUCGUUCAAGUUUCUCAUUUACGAAAAAUUAUGGGAAACUUUGUGCGUGAUAUUGUGAUUUGUGUGCUGCUGCUGCUGUCAGUCAGCAUUAUAUUUGGAACUAGUGAGAUCAUCAAGUCAUUAACAAAUAAUGGAGAAGAAAUUCCCAAAACAUCUGUUUACAAUUCCAUCGUUCGACUAUGUUUAAAUUUAUUGGGAUAUGCUACUGUAUUGUUGCCUGGUUACCUCAUAUACAAAUAUGUACGCUAUACAAAGUAUAUUCAGAAAGGUGGAAAAGGCUGCAUUCCCAGAUUGGUGCAUUCGUGCUUUGUGGGACAUUGCGAAACUGGUCUCUUGGACUCGCCUCCAUAUACUCCCAAUACUUCAACUCACACCCAACGCACUUUCACGCAAGAUGCCUUGCUCUUGAUGUAUUGUUUCUUUGGUUUGCAAGGCAGUUAUCUAUCAUGGGGUUAUUUACAGGAGAAAAUUAUGACGCAGGAAUACGAAGACGCUUCUGGCAAUAAGGCACGGUUUCAAGAUUCGCAGUUUCUGGUAUUCGUAAAUCGCAUUCUCGCCUUCCUGAUGUCGGGGAUAUAUUUACUCAUUAAACGCCAGCCGCAGCACAAAACACCGUUGUACAAGUACGCAUUUUGUUCUCUGUCGAACAUCAUGAGCAGCUGGUGCCAAUACGAAGCUCUGAAGUACGUUAGUUUCCCGACACAGGUUCUAGCUAAAGCCUCGAAAAUUAUUCCAGUUAUGAUAAUGGGGAAAAUAGUCUCGCGCACGUCGUACGAGUAUUACGAAUACGUUACCGCGGCUCUCAUCUCCAUUGGAAUGACCUUGUUUAUGUUGGACAGUUCCGAUUAUAAGAAUGAUGGAGCUACCACGCUCACUGGUGUUAUCUUGUUGGGAGGUUACUUAGUGUUAGAUAGCUUCACGAGUACCUGGCAAAGUGCGCUUUUUACGGAGUACGGCGCGACGAGCGUGCAGAUGAUGUGCGCGGUUAACAUGUUCUCCUGUCUGCUGACUGCGAUGUCUCUGUUCCAACAAUCGAGCUUUCCGCUGAUAUUCGCCUUUAUGACAAUGUAUCCUAGAUUCAUAGUCGAUUGCUUGCUGAUCUCGAUCUGCUCGGCAGGCGGUCAGCUGUACAUCUUUUACACUAUUUCCAAAUUCGGACCGGUCACGUUGGUCAUUAUAAUGACCAUUCGCCAGGGCUUGGCAAUAUUGCUGUCGUGCUUGAUUUACCAUCAUGAGAUCACCGUUAUCGGCGUAUUCGGUGUAUUGUUGGUGUUCGGCUCUGUGUUCUUACGGAUUUACUGCACGAAUCGGCUGCGCGCGAUCAGAAGGCGCAGGGCCGCGGCGAACAGUAUAAAACAUUAAGGGUUAUCCCAUUUAGGCGAGAAAUUGCUCCUGUAACUGUCAAUAGAGGUAGAAUUCUAUCGUUCGUUCGUCGUGAUUGCCAUUAGGCUAGAUUCGUAAUAUCAUUGUAAUUAGACACACCUUCAUUACAAACAUAGAGAGACAGAAUUCCGCUUCUAUAUAAGUAGUUAACUUACUCAUAAUCUGACUUCACACACACAUAUAUAUAUAUAUAUAUAUCGCGACCGUAUUCCUAAUAAUUUUAACAGGUUGGUCGUGUCGACUCUCGGAGAAAUAAUUAUUACGAAAGAUUUGUAACUAUAACGUAUGCCGUGUGUGUACUCGCAAUGUAUCUUGAGAGUGCUAAGCACUCUCGCGACGUGUGUGCGUGUAGUCUUAAGAGAAAGAGUCGUAUUAAAACGCGUGUCUCAUCAACACAAUGAGUGUGCUACGCCAUUGUAUUAUUUAUUUGAAAAAUAUUUAUUUUGAUAUAAAUGUGUAUACAAACAAACAACGUGUGCGCAUAUUUUUCUUCAUCGAAGGCAAGUACAACACAGGGGGCAUAGACACAUAGCGCAUAUUGUUAGCCUCCCUUUCGGGGAUUCAUGCGAGUUUCAGCUGCUUAAAUGUGAAGAUACACGUAAGUGGCAGUGUUGACGAUGUCGAUCAGACAAGUUACGCGAGAGAUUAACACGAGAGAGAUGAAUAAUGAUUCUUCCAUUUCUUUUUCUUUAUUCUCCAAACGAAAUGAGAUGGCAUACCGGGUAUGGUAAAUUACUCCUAUUAAGAACUGUCGCCCUGCUAGAGAGUCAUUUUACACUUGAGUAUAAAAUUUAGAUCGCAAAAUAUCUAUCAUUCAUCUAAUUCAGUCUACGGAAUGUGGAUGGUGUAUGUACAGUGCUUGUUGGAUGCUCGAGAAUGUAUAUGAGGUGUUUUGUACAAUUUUUGAAAUUCGUAAUUGUAUACACACAGAGAGUACAUUUCGUGGAAGAUACACAAAAAUAUGUUUCUCAGCAUCUCUUUCUAAUACCCAGUCUUUACUUUUGGAUUUUUAGUGCAAAAAAUACGCCUGCGAAAUCCUAUUUCGGCGUGUACAUGUGUAUUAUUAUAUAUAGAACGUUGAGUUUAUCUCGAAAGAUAUAGGAAAUAUAUUACAUGGUAUAUUCCAAUAUGAUGAUAUGAUAUUCUGACAAAACUAUCUUUCAGACUUAGAGGCACGGUAACAAAAAUUACAAGGGGGCGAGAAAUGUUCUCUACCACUACUUGAUGAAAAUAAAAAGACAAUGAGGAUCUUAGCCCGGUGCGUGACAAAAACCGAUAACAUACUCGGAAUGGACUCUUGUUAAGCAUGAUAAGUGUGAAGGUAGAGGUAGUGUGAUUUCCCUGUCGUCGAAAGGUGUAUCAA
Molecule: messenger RNA, 3295 nt
Organism: Dinoponera quadriceps
Lineage: Eukaryota; Metazoa; Arthropoda; Insecta; Hymenoptera; Formicidae
Product: adenosine 3'-phospho 5'-phosphosulfate transporter 1-like
Exons: 10
Coding region: 580-1911 (443 amino acids)
Biological process (GO): transmembrane transport
Cellular component (GO): endoplasmic reticulum membrane; Golgi membrane
Molecular function (GO): 3'-phosphoadenosine 5'-phosphosulfate transmembrane transporter activity
Source: RefSeq, a predicted model, not a curated record